Molecule: messenger RNA, 1664 nt
Organism: Seminavis robusta
Lineage: Eukaryota; Bacillariophyta; Bacillariophyceae; Naviculales; Naviculaceae
Source: the annotation of a GenBank genome assembly
CGCCACACAAGGACGAAGAUGAUGGUCUGUAUCCGACGAGGACCCAUCGCCUCUUGUUGCACUGCCUGGCAAGUUCUUCUAUCAACAAUAUUGAAGAAAUCAUGCCAAAGUCCUUGCUGAGAGCCAAGGUCCAGUACUUGGCGACUGCCGAUGGCGGCAAGGCCACCUACUACGCGUCCGAGGCUGGAGUGGACCAUGCCCAAGCGCACGAUGGUCAGUUUCGCUAUUGCGAGGUGGAGAUCCACAAUGGACGCAACAAUCCAAACUGGAACGUGGACAAGGAGGGUUUUCAAUUGUUGGCAGAUCAAUCCACAUCCGUGACGGAUUUCCAAAAUGAGGAGCAAGUUACGAGUGUCUUUUACAAAGAAGUCGAGGAGAUUCUGUUGAAGCACAUAAAAGGGGCCACAAGAGUGGAGAUUUUUGAUCAUACACGCCGUGCCUCGACGGCCGCACUGCGACAAAGGCUUCAAUGUCGAGAGCCAUCGGCCAUUGUCCACAAUGACUACACGGGAAAAUCCGCCACAAAACGCCUGUAUGACAUGCUCCCCGAGGAAGCACCCUCUUUAUCGCAAAAGCGAUUUGCCAUUGUCAAUUUGUGGAGAUCCAUUGCGGGAACGACCGUGCAGAGUUCCCCCUUGGCCUUUUGCGAUUCCACCAGUAUGAACGUUCAUCAGGAGUUGAUUUCGGUCAAGCGAGUAGCCAAGAAUCGGAUUGGGGAGCUCCAAAUGGCUCUGUACAGUCCCGACCACAAGUGGUACUACUUUCCCCAAUUGUUGACUGCCAAGGAAGUGCUCAUUUUCAAGACAUUUGAUUCCUGCGCGGACAAGAACCAAUUCACCAUCCAUACGGCAUUGGACGGGGUGGGAGACGUAUCCGUGCCUCGGCAGAGUAUUGAGAUUCGGGCCUUUGUCUUUUUCGAUUGAGCAGAGAACCACCACAACUUCAAUAGGAGGGAGAAGAAGAAAUGGCGUGUCCAGGCCUAUUUGCUAACAUUCUAUCCUACUGUACCGGUAGGAGUGUUUGACUUUUGACUGACAAACCAAGAAGACGUUGAUCCAUAGAAGGUCUACACCCAAGGCAACGCUGCAAGGAGAAGAUGACGACCGACACACGGUGUCUCGGUUCUGUAGGGUGUUACUGUGCUUGCUCUAUUUUUACAAUGUGUGCCUAUUUCUAUCCGCCAAGCCAACAUCAUGAGGCCUCCUCCGACUCGGACGCCACAUUGUUCUUUCGAGGGACUCUGUACUUUUUGGCGGCUUGCGCGUGCCGUUGCAUCUUGACUUGCAAUUCUUGCACGUGAGCUUGGACGGUCUCCAGGUCUCGACCAUGUGCUUCCACUCUCUCCCACUGAGAUUGUAAGGUUUGAUCCAUGCCUUCCAGCUGUUGUCCAAUGGCGUCCAGUUUGGCGUCCAUUUCCUCCAGUCGAUACUGCAAGAAUGCCUCUGCAGCAGCCUUUUGGAUGGUCUUGACGUCUUGCACUCCCAUGGUUUCUUUUUGCCUUUCUUUCUUUGACGGCAAUACAGUUUUAUGAACUGUCAAUUGGGACUUUAUGCUGUUCUGUGUGGCGGAGCGUGAGUACAUAUUGGCCGUUGCGCGUGGGUAACAACUGAUCAGUAGCGUGGGACUUUCCGGUGUCUAGUCCUUGUCGAGCAGCCGCACGCCAA